Molecule: messenger RNA, 1356 nt
Organism: Ruditapes philippinarum (Manila clam)
Lineage: Eukaryota; Metazoa; Mollusca; Bivalvia; Venerida; Veneridae
Exons: 2
Biological process (GO): positive regulation of DNA-templated transcription
Cellular component (GO): chromatin; nucleoplasm
Molecular function (GO): zinc ion binding; ubiquitin-protein transferase activity
Source: RefSeq, a predicted model, not a curated record
AUGGCGGAAAGUAGAUGUACAUUACAAGAAGACAAUGAAGUUUCUGGACGUGUCAAGGACAUUUGGUGUCAGUCAUGUUUGAAUAAGAAUAAACAAACUGUAGCUGAUAAGUUUUGUUCAACUUGCAACGAAGUCCAGUGUACGGAAUGUUCAAAUGUACACAACGUACUUGCUAUCCUCAAAACUCACAAGUUAGUUAACGCGAAUGAAGCUGUAAUGAAACAAGACUCGUUUGAUAUGAAAGGAUUAGACCGAUGUAAUCAACACAAAAAUAUUAUAAAAUUCUCCUGUGAAGAUGAGAAUCAACUCUGUUGUAGUACUUGUGCUAUAGUUGAUCAUUGUAAAUGUCACAACGUUGUAGAAAUUCAGAAGCUUGCUAACAAAAUUAUAUCACAAACUUCAAUGGUAAAGGAAAAAUUGCUAGCUACUAAAAAAUUGGCUGAAGGCAUUAUAACGAAAAUCAAGACUUCAAAUGAGAAAUUAAAUCCAGACGUGAAUGAAAUUCCUGAAACAAUUAAUCAAGUGCGAGAUGAAGUAAUAGGAAUGUUUGACAAUUUGAAAGUUUCCAUCGUUAAAAGAACGACUACUUUUCAUAAGGAAACACUAACACAACUUACAAUAAAUCAGUCGCAAAUAGAAAAUUAUUUAACGGAUAUUAUAACACGUCUGGAAACAAUUGAUAGUGUUUAUAGAAAUGGUAGCUCAUCGCAACAAUUCAUUGUAGACAAUAAAAUGGAAAAUGAGGUCUAUAUUCUAUCCAGACACUUGAAUGAGAUAUUUAAAAAUUUAGAGACGGUCAGCGUUUCUUUUCAUUUUGACAAAACAUUAUUGUUGCCGCCAUUUCAAGUAACUGAAUAUGUUCCGGGACAACUGGCAUUUAAACAUCAUUUUGUUAAUAGUCCGGUGCUAUUAACGCCUGUUUCUUUUAUUGAUUUGAGGAAGACUAUAGAUGACAAAGAUGAACCGUUCCUUUCAGGAAUAGACUUUCUACCCGAUGGUAGACUCGUCGCGGUUGACAAUUUUAACAAGAAAUUAUUACUAUAUAAUGAGAGGCUUAAGAAAGUGAUCCUACCAGCCACAAUCUGUAGCGGUUGUCUCUUUGUUUGUACAUAUAGUAAGAACAGUGACACACUGGUGCUAACAGACAGAUGCAAACUUGUUGUCUACAUAUAUGAUAUCAAGACAGACACGCGAGUCGUAGUGAAGGAUGAUCAGGUAAAGGAACCACGUGGUGUAGCAGUUGGUCCUUUCGAUGCUCUCUUUGUUUGCAGUCAUGGAACAGACUCUAUUGUACAGAUAUCACAAACAGGUCAGAUUUUGUCAUCACACAAGAUAGAUAUGAAAUUUUCGUCUAGA